UUCGACGCCAUCGCCACGCAUUGCGGCCCCCCACGUUCUCGCGAACCGUCCUGUGCCGCCAGUCCGGGCGACGGCCACAUGGUGUCCACGAGUAUGCGGGCUCACUGCUGCAGCUUACGAUCGAUGGCGUGCGAGCCUGCUGAUCUUUCGACAGCACGGAUUGUCGUUUGCCCGGGGGGUUACGGAUACCCGGUCCACCCAUUGGAAAGCAGAGUGCAUGCCAUGUAACCCUUGAGGGUAGGUGGAGUUGCUACCCUCCGGUGGCGAUCUGAGAUGGCUCUGGGCUAUAAAUGAAGCGAUGCGUUGAUCUGCAGUUGUUUCGUGCGGUCACCAAACCACACGUUGUAUCCCAAUGGCAAUCCAAGCCGUCGUCGAGUCCGUCGUGGACGACAAGGCCUCGUAUGAUGAGAAGCUCGGAGAGGUCACCUUGACCUCGUCCCCUGUGUCUUCGGACGCUGGUGAGCCCCUCGUCGAGCGUCUCAACGACAACCCUUUCUUGGACCCAAAGGUCGAGGCCUACUAUCGAGGCGUCUACGAAGAGGCGCAGUACGAGUGUCGACAUGUGCUCGAUGCUCAAUUACAAUGGACCGAGAAAGAGGAACGCCGCCUGCGUUGGAAACUCGACUGGCACGUCACGACGUGGGCCUGCUUCAUGUUCUUUGCUUUGCAGAUCGAUCGGACCAACCUGGGGAAUGCUUUAUCAGACAACUUCCUCAAGGAUCUCAACAUGACCACCGACAAUCUUAACACCGGAAACACCAUCUUCUACCUCUCUUUCCUCUGCGCCGAGAUCCCCUCGCAGCUCAUUUCGAAGAAAGUCGGGCCAGACCGAUGGAUCCCCGCGCAAAUGGUCAUCUGGUCCAUCGUCGCCGCCAGUCAAGCAGGUCUGAACGGCAAAGGCUCCUUCUACGCGACUCGCUUUCUCCUUGGCAUCCUGCAAGGCGGCUUCAUCCCCGACCUCAUCCUGUGGCUGUCCUACUUCUACAAGAGCGGGGAGCUGGCCAUACGCCUGAGCUGGUUCUGGGUGGCGGAAGGCUUCACCAGCGUCGUUACUGCGCUGGCUGCGUAUGGCAUUCUUCACAUCCAUGCCGCGGGCUGGGCGCCUUGGAGGUGGCUUUUCCUGAUCGAGGGCCUGUUCACCCUGAUCGUCGGCAUAGCCGCCUUCUUCCUCAUGCCUGCGUCCAUUGUGCAGACUAAGGCGUGGUUCCGGCCUAAGGGAUGGUUCACCGACCGUCAAAUCAGCAUCGCCGUCAAUCGCGUACUGCGUGACGAUCCGACAAAAGGUGAUAUGCAUAACCGCAUGGGCAUCACACCCAAAGCCUUGUGGAAGACGGUGACGGACUAUGACAUGUGGCCGAUCUACCUCAUUGGCAUCCUGGUGUACAUCGGCAUCGAUACCCCCAGCAUCUACCUGACACUCAGCCUUCGCGAGGUCGGGUUCAGCACCUUCAACACCAACCUCCUCACCAUCCCCUCCACUAUAGCAGGCUGCUUCACCCUCCUCGCCAUCACCUGGUUCAGCGUGCGCAUCAACGAGCGCGCCCUCGUCUCCAGCAUCAUGUGCAUCUGGAUCAUGCCGUGCCUCAUAGCCCUUCGCUGGUGGUCGGGAACAAGCGUAAACGCCUGGGGCACCUUUGCCAUCAUCAACGUCCUGCUCAGCUACCCCUACUGCCACGCGAUCGUAGUCGCAUGGGCAAGCCGGAACAGCGGCUCCGUUCGCACGCGCUCCGUCAGCGCCGCGGCGUACAACAUGUGCGUGCAGGCGGGCAACAUCAUUGCAUCGAAUAUUUAUCGCACGAGCGAUGCGCCCAAGUACCACAAGGGGAAUGACAUUCUGAUUGCGUUGAACUUUGCGUCGAUUGCGCUGUUUGUGCUCACGAAGUACUAUUACAAGCGGAAGAAUACGCUGCGGGAGAGGAAGUGGGCUGCCAUGACGCCGGAAGAGAGGGAGACGUAUUUGAACGAGACGAAGGACGAGGGGAACAAGCGGUUGGACUUUCGCUUUGCUCAUUGAAUGGGGGAAUGCGACGUGAAGAACGAAGACAUAG
Neohortaea acidophila is the source of this 2048-nucleotide messenger RNA. RefSeq names its product major facilitator superfamily domain-containing protein. Gene Ontology annotation, cellular component: membrane. Gene Ontology annotation, biological process: transmembrane transport. Gene Ontology annotation, molecular function: transmembrane transporter activity. Lineage: Eukaryota; Fungi; Ascomycota; Dothideomycetes; Mycosphaerellales; Teratosphaeriaceae. The record is from RefSeq and is a predicted model, not a curated record. The transcript has 4 exons. The coding region runs from base 353 to 2014 and encodes 553 amino acids.